ACAAUCGAAUUGCUUGCUUAUCGGCAAAUUAUAAAAAUAAGCGAGUCGGCGAAAUUUAAUAAACAUAUAUCUAUUAUAGAGUUGUGUUAUUGGUUUUAAUUAUUUAGAUGCUAAGAAGUAAAAUGUGUGAAAUAGGUGUAGAAAUCCAAAAUGUUUUAAAACGCAUUGAUGUGGCUUAUGGUGCUCGCUCAAAGGAUAUUAAAACAUCAAAACCAUAUUUAGUAGCUGUUAGUAAAACAAAACCAGUAAAUAUGAUAAUUGAAGCGUAUGAAGCUGGACAACGCCAUUUUGGUGAAAACUACGUUAAGGAAUUAGUGGUGAAGGCACAGGAUCCUGAGAUUUUACAGAAAUGUCCAGAUAUAAAAUGGCAUUUCAUUGGACAUUUGCAAAAUAAUAAAAUAAAUAAAGUCGUUAAACUUCCUAAUCUACAUAUGAUACAAACUAUUGAUGAUGAAAAAAUUGCGACAGGAGUGAAUGCAGCCUGGGAGAAAUUAGAUAUUCCAAACAAGCAACCAUUGCGUGUACUGAUACAAAUUAAUACAAGCGGGGAAGAAGCCAAAAAUGGAAUCCAACCAAAUGAAGCUUCAAGUCUUUUUAAAUACAUAAAAGAGAAUUUAAAAAAUCUGCAGUUGGAAGGUAUAAUGACUAUAGGCGCAUUUGGGCAUGACUACACAACUGGUCCAAAUCCAGAUUUUAUAAGUUUAAUGAAAGUACACAAUCAAAUAUGUAUAGAAAACGAAUUUCGUCCCGAAGAAGUACAAAUUUCAAUGGGCAUAUCAAAUGACUUUGACAAAGCGAUUGAAAUGGGUAGUACAAUUGUACGUGUAGGAAGUUCAAUAUUUGGUUCGAGAGUAAACUAAAGACUUUCUGAAUGAUUCAAUCAUUGUUGGCAACAUUUAUAAACUGAUCUAUAAUGGAAUCGUAAUUUGAAUAACUACAAAUAUCUCUAUCGAAUGAAGGAAUUAACAGCACAAAAUUAAACAACACCAUUAUAAUAUAAAGAUAGUAUUUAUAUUCAUAAUAUGCAUUACAAAAGAAUACAAUGGAUUCACUACAUGAAAUCUGAUCUAGUUCCGGGUUCAACUUUAAUAUCUACUGCAAUCAAAUAUUGAUGCGCAGUACAGUACUUGGUUUUUGUAGUACUCACAUCGUUUACACUUGAAUAGGUAGAUCCGAUGGAUAGAGAAUGGUUUCCAUUAAACCACGAAAAUGGAAUUUGUAGUUUCCAUUAAAUUGAACAACUCAUAAUUAGUCAGAUAUAUUGUUAAACGUGAGUACACGGACAAUUGUUAUAUUUGUGUGAUUGUACAUCGAAUUUAAAAAUUUAUCACAUGGAUGUUUUUGUCUAAUAAAUCAUUGAAGAGUCAUGGAAAGUGCGCAUCGGUUAGAAUAUUACAUUUCAAUAUAUAACACGAUAUAUUACUUAAUAUAAUUUAAUUCUCUUCAAAUAUGCAAAAUGUAUACCUUUAAUUUCUUUUAUAUUGUGUGCUAAUAAAUUGAUAAUCCAAAUAUUUGGUAA
Teleopsis dalmanni is the source of this 1519-nucleotide messenger RNA. Its product is annotated as pyridoxal phosphate homeostasis protein. The transcript is spliced from 6 exons. Gene Ontology annotation, molecular function: pyridoxal phosphate binding. NCBI's taxonomy places the organism in Eukaryota, Metazoa, Arthropoda, Insecta, Diptera, Diopsidae. Gene Ontology annotation, cellular component: intracellular anatomical structure. The coding region runs from base 108 to 860 and encodes 250 amino acids. The record is from RefSeq and is a predicted model, not a curated record.